AUGAAUGUAUCUUCUAUAAAAAAUCACGGAAUUGAUUAUUUAAUUCGAAAGGAUGUUAAUCAAUUGGAAGGUAUUUAUGGGAAAAUAAAAACAAUUUAUGAAGAUUUUCAUGUUCAUGAAAUAACAAAGAAAAAUGAGAUUCUUCAUUUAAAUAAUGUUAUAGAUAAAAAUAUAAUUAAAAAUAUUCUUGAAGAAAAUGAGAAAAACGAAAAUGCUAAUAUAAUAUAUAAUAUUACAAAUAAAGGGGAACAUUUUGAUAUCCUUUCACAUUAUUUGAGUGAAUAUAAUAAAAACGUGUUCUACCAGUUUUUAAAUAUCCUUUAUGAAAUCUAUCAAUUAAAAAAUGAAAAUGAGACACAACAAAAUGUUAUUGAUCAAGAUGAUAAUAAGGAAUAUAAUGAAAAAAAUGAAAAAUGUAAAAAUGAUGAAAAAAAAAAUGAUAUAUUAAAUGAACAAAUUUGUAGUAACAAAAAUAAUUCAAGUAUUCAUACAAUUCCAUAUUGUCUUCUAACAAAUUUAGAUGAUAUAUUUUUUUGUGAUAUAAAAAUUGACAACAAUCAUGAUAUUUAUGACAAUAAAAAUGUAGAAGAGAAAAAAAAAAUUAUUAGAAAAAAUAUUCAUAAAAUUAUAAAACAAUAUUAUCCAUUUUUAUUAACAGAGACAAAAAAUUUUAAUAACAUAGAUCAAGUUAUAUCACAUGGAAAUAUAUUAUUAAAUCAUAAUAUAAUUGAUAGCUUAAAUCAUAUAAAUACAUCUUUUCUAUCAUCUAAUAAUAAAAAUAUAAAUGCUAUUCAGGUAUAUCCUUCAUUAAAUUGUCUUAAAUGUAUAUUGCCUCCUUCAAUUUUUAAAAAAUUAAAAGGAACUUAUAAAAAAUCGCGUUUUAAUAAAACGGAAGAAAUGGAAUAUAUUAUAAAUCAACAUUUUGAUAAGAUAAACAAAAAAAAAAAAUUAGAUUAUUCACAAGAAAUAAGUGAAUCAUAUAUCAGUGAUAAUAAUAAUAUAAAAACAUAUGAUCAUAAUAUGAAGGAUAAAAUAAAUAUUAGCACUUCUCAUAUUUAUGAUGAUUCUAUUAAUAUUACUCAUGGGAAAAAAAGAAAACUAGAUAAUGAUGAAUAUGAAAAAAUAGAAAUAUUACAUACAAAACAUACAAAUCAAAAUGAUAAUAUGAAUUGUAAUUUAAAUGAAAAAAACUAUAAUGAUAUUAAUAAUGCAUAUAACCUCAAAAGUAAUAUUUGUGAUAACAACCUAAAUGAUAAUAACUUCUUAGAUAAUAUCAAUCAUAUAAAAAAAAAAAAAAGUGAACUCAAAAAAAAAAAAAAAUAUCUACAUUUUAAUUUAUAUAAAGAAAACAAAGAUAUAUGUGAAAUUCUAAACAAAUUUAAAAUGAAUCUUUCCAAAAAAAAUACAGAUAUAUCAUAUUGUGGAAUUAAAGAUAAAAGAGCUAUUACUGUUCAAAAGUUUUGUAUACACAAAACAAACAAAUAUGAUAUAUAUAAUUUAAUAAGUAAUCAUUCGAAUAAAUGGUUUUAUAAUAAUGUAUAUAUAUCAAAUUUGGAAUAUAAAAAAAAAAAAUUAUCACUAGGUAAUUUAAAUGGUAACCAUUUCAAAAUUAUUAUCAGAGGUGUGCAUAAUAAUGUAAAAUCAAAUUUUCAUAUUUUAUCUGAAAAUCUAAGAACAAAAGGAUUUGUUAAUUAUUAUGGUCACCAAAGAUUUGGAACAAAACAAAUAAAAAAUUAUCAAAUUGGUAUAUCUAUUUUAAAAAAGAAUUAUAAAGAAUCUCUUUCUUAUGUUAUUCAAAAUACGGAGUUGAAAGAGGAAGAUAAAGAAAAUUUAAUUACCUAUAUAAAUAAUCUAACUGAUCAGUCGAUUUACCAAAAUGGGAUAGAAGAAAAAAAAAACAAAUACCCCAAUGAACAUAAUAAAAAUGAAAAUUCAAUUAAAAAAAAUGAUAAAUCAAAAGAUCAUCAUAAUACUUCUGCACCACAAGAAAUUAUAAAUAUUAUCAAUUCUAUUUCUAGUAAUUCCUAUGUAGAAAAAACUAUAUUAAAUUCAAUAAAAAAUAGUAACAAUUUAAAAAACGCAUUUAUGAAUUUACCUAAAGAUAUAUUCUCACUUUUCAUUCAUGCAAUACAAAGUAUUGUAUUUAAUCUAAUGGUUAAUAUAAGAAUGAAAAAAUUUGGAUUUCAAAUAGCUUUAGGAGAUUUAGUUGAAAUAUAUGAACAUCAUUCAGAAGAUUCAAGUCUAGAUGAAUCAAGUGAUGAUAAUACCAGCGAUAAUAUAAAUAAUGAUAAUAUAAUAUUAUAUCAAAGUAAAAUUAUUCCAAUUACAGAAAAUAAUAUUUCUUUAUAUAAUAUAUAUGAUGUUGUCUUACCUUUACCAGGAGAUAAAAAUACAUUACUUCCUCCUAACUUGAAAGAAGAAUAUAUAAAUGUAUUACAAACAAUUGAUUUAACAUUAGAAGAUUUUAAGUCUGAAAAACAUUUUUUCAAUGCAUCAGGAUGCUAUAGAAAAAUUGUUGUAAAACCAUAUAAUUUCAAAUCCAUUUUUAUAAAAAAUGAAUUAAAUGAUUUAAAUAAAAUACCAAUAAUUAAAAGUGAUCUAUAUAAACUUAAAAAUGAGCACAAAGAAAAUAAUAUAUCCAUAGAGCAAGAAUUACCAAAUAAGAAAAACCAAGAUACUUUACAAAUUAUAACAGAAGAACAAAAUGUGGAGGAAGAAUUAAUUUAUGUAUCUAACGAACAAUAUCAUGAAUAUUUAAUUAAAGAAAUACCUGAUUAUCAAACAAAAUCUUCAAUAUAUUUGACAUGCUCCCUACCAAAAUCAUCAUAUAUAACUGUAGCACUUAUGGAGGUAUUAAAAAAUUAA
Molecule: messenger RNA, 2865 nt
Organism: Plasmodium adleri (nom. inval.)
Lineage: Eukaryota; Apicomplexa; Aconoidasida; Haemosporida; Plasmodiidae
Product: U2 snRNA/tRNA pseudouridine synthase,putative
Exons: 1
Coding region: 1-2865 (954 amino acids)
Biological process (GO): pseudouridine synthesis
Cellular component (GO): nucleus
Molecular function (GO): RNA binding; pseudouridine synthase activity
Source: RefSeq, a predicted model, not a curated record